Molecule: messenger RNA, 733 nt
Organism: Geodia barretti
Lineage: Eukaryota; Metazoa; Porifera; Demospongiae; Tetractinellida; Geodiidae
Source: the annotation of a GenBank genome assembly
CGCCUAUGGCAACUGCUUCGUCCUCCUCCCCAAAGUGCCCGAGAAAAGUCGUGUGUGAGUGAAAGUUGGCCAUUCUAGUAGCUAGAGGACCGUUGUGUAAAGUCUUUCGUAAUCGUGCCACGCCCCCAUCACCUUCCAAGUUAGUUUCCUCUGGACAGCAACAGGAAGAGCGACGGCGCAAAAAGGUGGAAGUGGUUGCGAAUUUACACAUCGUCACAAAGAGUUGGUGCACCGCCCAGAGUUUGUUAUCCUAAAUCCGGGGACAUAUAGAGCGGAGGAGCGAGGGGAGGUUCGUCUCAUUUCAAGUUGUUUAUGGUCCUGGGGGACGGCGAGACGAGAUCAACCCUCAAGACCGUUGGAAAGCCGUCCGGUCCGGCCAUCCUUUGUCGCUAUCAGCGGCGCAGUGUCAACUAGCUAGCUACAGAACUACAGAAAAGAGUAGAUCGGAGCAACUCUGUCAUCAGUCAUUCUUGUGAAGAGGUUGAACACCUCCGGCGACUUAUCUGCCAUGAGCACGACGGCAAAGCCGCAGGAAAUCUCCGCGAGGAAGGACCCGGGAGCACCGCGUGAGCGGGGGCCGGCCACCGUCUCUUCUCCGGGUUCCAGACAGCAGCAGAGCAGGGGGAAGAAGCGCUCUCAUCCGAGAGAUGCCAUGGACGACGCACCUCCCAACGUCAAGCUCCCCACCGCUGAAGCGUUGAGCGAAAAGGAUCGGACGGACGAAGAAGCGUGA